Molecule: messenger RNA, 272 nt
Organism: Tribolium madens (black flour beetle)
Lineage: Eukaryota; Metazoa; Arthropoda; Insecta; Coleoptera; Tenebrionidae
Product: prismalin-14-like
Exons: 2
Coding region: 7-186 (59 amino acids)
Source: RefSeq, a predicted model, not a curated record
AUCAAAAUGUUCAAACUCUUUGUAUUUUUUGCUCUUCUCGCCUUUGCCUUUGCUGCUCCAAAACCAGUCCCUCAAAUUUAUGGGGGACUUUAUGGAGGAUUAGACGGCUAUUCUGGUCUGGGAUACUCCUCUCUUGGAUACGGCUAUCCCUAUGGAUAUGGUUCUUACGGAUAUGGGUUUUAUUAAUAAUAGAUAAUGUUUGUUCGGAAUGGCUGGGAAUAAACUUUGUAAAUUGUAUCAAUUUCAGCUAAAUAAAUCAAUUUGGGUAAUUA